UUCACCGCCCCAUCACCUCCCCCCGCCCCGGUCAUGCUCUCGGCGGGACUCUGCGUGUCUCUGCUGGCCGUGUCCUGUGCCCUGUGGCCGCCCGCCGUCCGGGCGGCUGCCUGCGAGCCGGUCCGGAUCCCGCUGUGCCGGUCCAUGCCGUGGAACAUGACCAAGAUGCCGAACCACCUCCACCACAGCACGCAGGACAACGCGGUGCUGGCCAUCGAGCAGUUCGAGGGGCUUCUGGGUACUGGAUGCAGUCCGGAUCUGCUCUUCUUCUUGUGUGCCAUGUACGCCCCGAUCUGCACCAUCGACUUCCAGCAUGAGCCCAUCAAGCCCUGCAAGGCGGUGUGCGAGCGGGCGAAGUCCGGCUGCGAGCCGGUGAUGAAGCGGUACAACCACAGCUGGCCCGACAGCCUGGCCUGCAGCGAGCUGCCGCUGUACGACCGCGGAGUGUGCAUCUCACCUGAGGCCAUCGUCAAGGCAGACGGACCAGACCCAUACCUCCAGGACCCCUCCAGGUGUAACCCAGAAUCCAGUCCGGACUUUCCAAUGGACCCCAACAACUUCCACUGCCAGGGACCAAAUGGAGAUCGUUGCAAGUGUAAGACGGUCAAAAUGGGACAGAAAACUUACGUGAACAACAACUAUAACUACGUUAUCAGAGCGAGGGUGAGGGAGGUGAGAAAUCGUGGCCUGGAGCCCACGGCGGUGGUGGACGUGAAGGAGGUGCUCAAGUCCUCCCUGGUCAACAUUCCUAAGGAGACGCAGGUGCUCUACUACUCCUCGUCCUGCCUGUGUCCUCCUCUCACCGCUGGGGAGGAGUAUCUCAUCAUGGGCUACGAGAAUGAAGAAAGGUCCAGGUUGCUUCUGAUUGAUAGCUCCAUUGCGCAAAAGUGGAGGGACAAAAUGCGCAGGAAAGUCAAGAAAUGGGAUCAGGCCCUGCAGGCGUCCCCAGCACAUUCACGCCGAAGUCGCCACUGAGAUCUCACCCUCUGUCUGAAUGCGUGUGUUGAUGUGCGUGUGCGUGCGCGUGUGUGUGUGUGUGUGCAUGUGACUGUAUGGGUGUGUGUUUGUGUUGAUAUUGCACUAUAACAGGCUGUCGUAGCUGAAUGUAGUUCAUCUCUUCAUUUAUCAGACUGUUUGAAAUCAGAUKUUUUGCCUUGUCAUUUUCUUUGCACAGACAUUAUUCAGUGUGUUUUUGUCAUUGUGUCUCUGUAUGUAUGUAUAUACAAACGAGUGAAGAGGCGGAGCUUUAAAUAUGUUGGCAAAUGCAUGAUUUAAAUUUUUUUUUUUCUUCUCUUGUUUUUGGACCAAACGUUUUUCAAAGGCAGCCAUAUUGGCUCGAUCGCUCCCCUCCAGAUUCUGAUUUUAUGUAAUCCUGGAUGAGGCCCAGGUUACCAUGGUGAUUGGAAAGAAGACAUUAAGUGACAGCAAAGCCAUGUGGGUUUUCUCGCAAUGGAUCUGGAAUCAUGAACUGGACUUAACUCAGCUUCAAGAUGAAAGAGCGUUUACCGACACGGAAACGAGAACAUCUACUGUUGCCGAAGAUUUCUGGGUUCUGGAUCGGAAACCCUCCUUUUUAGUAGACAAUAAACUUAAAUCAGCUGCUUACAAUGUGGUCAUGGUUCAUAUUGUUUAAUUUCAUGGGAAACCUUAAAGCUGAGCAACCAGCUGCUCAUAAUUUACAAAGACCCAGAAACUGACAACGGUACAGGCCCAGACGUAGUCUCAAACCCUAGACAGGGUGAGGCUGUGUGGAGUGUUUGGUUUUUAUUAGUUAGUUGCUGUUUCGUUUUGUUCGUGGGUUUGACAUGCAAGACUGUGUGAAUUUUAAACGGAGACCAAUUCACAGGCAACUUCUUUCUGCGUGUUUUUUAACAGUUGCCUCAGGUCAGAAAAUCUGAAUCUGACUUGGAAGUUUGCACACUGCACAGACAAAAUCUGACCAGGUUUUUUGGUCUAGUUUCUAAUGCAAGUCUUAGUACUCUUAAAGUAAAACAAAGGUAAAUUACAAGAAAUUUUUCUGCAAGAUCUGAGCUUUAUUUAGGUAAAAGAUUCCUUAAUAUUGAUUCUAUGAAGCAUACUUUUUCAUAAGUUCCUUAUAAGUUAGUUCUCAACUGUUUCAGGUGUUUUUUUGUUUUGUCUAAUUUCACUAGAAACCAGACCGAAAAUACUGUGCAAUAAAUUCAGUGUAAUAAAGAAUUUGGCUGCGCUAACACAUCAGUGGUUUUCAACAAUUUUUUAUUAAUUCCAAUUUCAUAACCCGUUUACACGGGAAUGAUUUUUUAAUUUUUUUUACGUGAAGCAUGUUGCCAGUUUAAAAAAACAUCACCAUCCACAUGGGAUCAUUUCCAGAAAUUAUUUUAUCCACACAGAAACAUCGGGAACAGCCUCAAAUGCUAAAUUUCACUCACUGGGCCUGUAAGUAAAGCUAAACAUGUAGCAUGUGGGACAUGCGCGUUUGGCCUCCACGCAACGUUAGCGGUAAACAUGAGAAAAACGAGAAUUAGGAAAAGCAAAAGCAAGAGUGGAGUGUUUGGUCCAGAGCGAUGGCGAGUUUGAGCUUCUUCUCUGUCACAUUGGACCACAAAACCAACAAACUACAUCACAGCGUUGACUGAGAGGCACAAUGGUUGACGUCUGAAGGGAUUAUUGAUCAAGUUACAGAUUGGGCUAAGUGCUUCAGUGUUUUCACAAAAGAGGCUUUUUUUUGCUGCCCAUGUGAAUAAGCAAGAGCAAAAUUUUCACUCUGGACCUAAUUUCAGAAAAAGGUAUUUUAAGGUCCUCUAAUCCUGAACCCUGACCUGAACUGAGGCUUAGGUGUUUUGUAACCUCCAGGAUGAGUCUGGUUCUAAAUCUCUCCUCUGAAACUUCACUACAGUUCAAAAUCCUUAGAAAUGGCUGCGUGUCCCUCUGAUAUGCUGCUUUUUGAAAUCUUUCAUAUUGUCAAACGUUCUGUUUAGAUGAUUCAUUGAUUCUAAAGGACCAACUAUAAUGAGAAAUGGGAUGUGGUCUACAUCUAAUUGGUGAUUUAGCAAGAGGGAGGUAGUUACCUUUUCCCACAGCAGGCAGUUAAUCCCAAAAUUAUCUGUAGAGCUGACAGAUUUACAUUUAAAAUGAUUUGUUUCAUGUGAAGUUAGCCUGGUAAGAACCAGCCUCUUGUUCUACGCUUCACUUCGUGCAGGAGGUGUGGACUCUCAGCUAUUGAGAAACGACUGAUUCCUGGAGGCAUGGACGCUGUUGAAGUUUUACAUUUUAUCCAGUUGCUAAAAUUUGGCAGUGAUUUAUGUAAUACGCCCAUUCAACAACCUGAAUUUGCGCAGACAAAUUCAGGUUGUUGAAUGUGUGUGUUACUACUACUUCUUUGUUGAUUUUGGGUCAAACUGAAACUGACACUGUUUUCAGAUCCAUAGUUUUGUUAGGUCAUAUGUACAGUUUCAACUCUUCUAUAUCCUGUAUAUAAAUAUGUAGUUAUGUAUUCUGUAUGUAUGUAUAAGACCAGUUUUUGAAUUGUAUUCUAUAAUUUCUUUUGUGUGAUUGUAUGUGUAAAGUUGAAUAUGCAAAUGCAGAGAACCAAAUAAAACCAAUUUUAAGCAA
Molecule: messenger RNA, 3591 nt
Organism: Poecilia reticulata (guppy)
Lineage: Eukaryota; Metazoa; Chordata; Actinopteri; Cyprinodontiformes; Poeciliidae
Gene: frzb
Product: frizzled related protein
Biological process (GO): canonical Wnt signaling pathway; non-canonical Wnt signaling pathway
Cellular component (GO): cytoplasm
Molecular function (GO): Wnt-protein binding
Source: RefSeq, a predicted model, not a curated record